This is a messenger RNA of Corylus avellana, 1943 nucleotides long. RefSeq names its product U1 small nuclear ribonucleoprotein-70K (gene U1-70K). NCBI's taxonomy places the organism in Eukaryota, Viridiplantae, Streptophyta, Magnoliopsida, Fagales, Betulaceae. Gene Ontology annotation, cellular component: U2-type prespliceosome; precatalytic spliceosome; U1 snRNP. The record is from RefSeq and is a predicted model, not a curated record. Gene Ontology annotation, molecular function: mRNA binding; U1 snRNA binding. Gene Ontology annotation, biological process: mRNA splicing, via spliceosome.
GACCCUCUAGGAAACCCUCUCUUUUUUAGCUGCCGCUUUCUGAGGCUUCUUCGCCUACCCGACCCGGUUCACGCAAACCGGAUCCGAACAACCCAUCGAUGCUUGCCGUAUUUCUCACCUGGUAACCAACCUUCGAUUCUCGCAUAAACCCUAAGCUCAGGUCCGAUCGCUUCGCCAUGGGAGACUACAACGAGGCGCUCAUGCGCAACCAGCAAAACGCCGCCGUUCAGGCCCGCACCAAAGUCCAGAACCGAGCCAGCGUCCAACAGCUCAAACUGAUUGGGCAGAGCCAUCCCACUGGUCUAACAGCCAACCUGUUAAAGCUUUUUGAGCCUCGACCACCUUUGGAGUUUAAACCGCCUCCAGAGAAGCGGAAAUGCCCGUCAUUAACAGGGAUGGCGCAAUUUGUGAGUAGGUUUGCCGAGCCUGGAGAUCCUGAAUAUGCUCCUCCUGUCCAAGAGGCUGAAACUCCUGCACAAAGAAGGGCUAGAGUACACCAGUUAAGACUAGAGAAGGGUGCAGAAAAGGCUGCUGAGGAGCUACAGAAAUAUAAUCCGAGUGAAGACCCAAAUAUUUCUGGAGACCCAUACAAGACUUUGUUCGUGGCUAGACUUAGUUAUGAGACAACUGAGAGCAGACUCAAAAGGGAGCUUGAGUCUUAUGGACCAAUCAAGCGGGUUCGAUUGAUUACUGAUAAAGAGACCAAUAAGCCUAGAGGUUAUGCUUUCAUUGAGUAUGUGCACACCCGGGACAUGAAAGCUGCAUAUAAACAAGCUGAUGGGAGGAAGAUUGAUGGUAGAAGAGUGCUUGUGGAUGUUGAACGUGGUAGAACUGUCCCAAAUUGGCGUCCUCGCCGACUUGGUGGUGGGCUAGGAACCACCAGAGUUGGAGGUGAAGAUGUUAAUCAGAGAUAUUCAGGGAGGGAGCAGCAAGUGCAGUCAGGAGCACCAUCUCGCUCUGAGGAGCCAAGGGUACGUGAGGAUCGGCAUACAGAGCGGGAUAGGGAAAAAUCUCGUGAAAAGGGAAGGGAUAGAGAGAGGGAAAGGGAGAAAUCCCAUGAACUCUCCCACGACAGACAUCGGGAUCGUGAGCAUAGGGAGGAUAGGCACCACAGAGAUCGCGAUAGGGAUAGGGACAGGGACAAGGAUAGGGAAAGAGAAAGAGAUCGGGGUCGUGAUCGUGACCGAGCACGCGAUAGAGACCGAGGUCGGGAGCGUGGUCGCGACUACGAGCGUGAUCGACACAGAGACCGUGAUCGGGAACGUGAUCGUGGUCGAGAAAGGGAGGGUGAGAGAGACCUAGAAGUUGAAGACCAUGACCGUGACCAUGGGCGGUCCCGUGAUAGGGAGUCUACUUAUGAUCAAGUUGAAUCAAAGCAUGAGAAGGACCGGCAUAGUGAAAGGGAGCGGGACUAUGAUCACACUGAACCCGAGGAUGAUCGUGGGUGGUAUGAACAGCCCGAGCAUGAGCAUAAGCAUCCAGAUAAAGACCAUGACACCGAGCACUAUGAGCAUCGUCGAAGUAGGGGACAGUAUGAUCAUCUGGAUGUCCCCGAUGACCCUGACCGCUACGAUCACUAUCCUGAUCGAAUGGAGGAGGAUGAUUACCAUUAUGAGCGUGCAACAUCUGAGUCACGUGAAAGGGAGAGAACUCGAGAUCUGGAGCGUGAAUAUCGACGCUCAGAGAGGUCACUUUCUCGGGAGUACGAGUACUGAGACUGCUAGUAUCUCCCAACUUGUGCUUCUGCUGUUCUGGGCAUUAUUAAAUCGAAGGUCAGGAGUGUUUCUUGGAGCAACUUCUGAAUGGAUGUUGGAUUCUCCUUUUCUUUGUUGACAAAAACUCUGUUUAAAGGUUUUAUGACUGAGCUCCUCGUGGAUCUGUUCUUGUGUUUGGUGAUUAUUGUUUUGUUGUUUGAGAUGGAGUAAGACUGUAUGCUUGGUUUA